Alligator sinensis (Chinese alligator) is the source of this 3719-nucleotide messenger RNA. RefSeq names its product signal transducing adaptor molecule (gene STAM). Gene Ontology annotation, biological process: protein transport to vacuole involved in ubiquitin-dependent protein catabolic process via the multivesicular body sorting pathway. NCBI's taxonomy places the organism in Eukaryota, Metazoa, Chordata, Crocodylia, Alligatoridae. Gene Ontology annotation, cellular component: ESCRT-0 complex. The record is from RefSeq and is a predicted model, not a curated record. Bases 80 to 1708 code for a protein of 542 amino acids. Gene Ontology annotation, molecular function: ubiquitin binding; phosphatidylinositol binding. The transcript has 15 exons.
CAACGGCGCCCUGACGGGGAGGAGCGGAGCGGAGGCCGCUGCCGGCCCCGGCCCAUAGCGCUCCCUGCCCGGCCCCGCCAUGCCGCUCUUCACCACCAACCCCUUCGACCAGGACGUGGAAAAAGCCACCAGUGAGAUGAACACUGCAGAGGAUUGGGGCCUCAUCCUAGACAUUUGUGAUAAAGUUGGACAGUCACGCACAGGGCCUAAGGAUUGUCUUCGGUCUAUUAUGAAGAGAGUGAACCAUAAGGAUCCUCAUGUUGCUAUGCAGGCACUGACACUUCUAGGAGCAUGUGUAUCAAACUGUGGUAAAAUAUUUCAUUUAGAAGUGUGUUCAAGAGAUUUUGCCAGUGAAGUAAGCAACGUAUUGAAUAAGGGCCAUCCAAAAGUUUGUGAAAAGCUGAAAGCCCUCAUGGUGGAAUGGACUGAUGAAUUCAAGAAUGACCCACAGCUUAGUCUAAUAUCUGCUAUGAUAAAAAAUCUUAAGGAACAAGGUGUUACUUUCCCAGCUAUUGGUUCACAGGCUGCAGAACAAGCAAAGGCAAGUCCAGCUCUAGUAGCCAAAGAUCCUGGUACAGUAGCUAAUAAAAAAGAGGAGGAAGAUUUAGCAAAGGCCAUUGAAUUAUCACUAAAAGAACAAAGGCAACAACAAACAACACUUUCCAGUUUGUAUCCGAGCACUUCAGGUCUCCUAACAAAUCACAAACAUGAGGGCCGGAAAGUUCGUGCUAUCUAUGACUUUGAGGCUGCUGAAGAUAAUGAAUUAACAUUUAAAGCUGGAGAACUUAUAACUAUACUUGAUGACAGUGAUCCAAAUUGGUGGAAAGGUGAAACACAUCAAGGGAUAGGUUUAUUUCCUUCUAAUUUUGUAACAGCUGACCUUACUGUGGCGCCAGAGAUGGUGAAAGCUGAGAAGAAAACAGUACAAUUUAGUGAUGAAGUUCAAGUAGAGACAAUAGAACCUGAACCUGAACCAGUUUAUAUUGAUGAAGAUAAAAUGGACCAACUUUUACAGAUGUUACAAAGUGCAGAUCCAACUGAUGAUCAGCCAGACCUCCCAGAGCUACUUCAUCUUGAAACAACAUGCCACCAAAUGGGUCCUCUUAUUGACGAGAAGCUGGAAGAUAUUGACAGGAAACAUUCAGAACUAUCGGAGCUCAAUGUUAAGGUCAUGGAGGCCCUUUCGUUGUACACUAAGUUGAUGAAUGAAGACCCAAUGUAUUCCAUGUAUGCAAAACUACAAAACCAACAAUACUAUGUACAGCCAUCUGGUGUUUCUGGUUCUCAGGCUUAUCCAGGACAACCUGCAAGUAAUGCAUAUCUGGUGACGGGGAGUGCACAGAUGAGCCACAUUCAAGGCUAUAAUCUUCCUCCAGAGCAACUUCCUUCUCUUAACCAAGGCACAGUUCCUCUGUCUACAAGCUCAGGACUACCUAGUCAGCCUGCUCAAGCAUCUUACACAAAUACAAUGGUUGGCUCUGUUGCUGGAGGUACCUAUUCCAACCAGACAUCAGUGUACAGUCCACCUCCUGCUGCUGUUGAUGUCGCUGCUUAUCCAAAUACUGGGACAAAUAUGUCCCAGGUGCCAAACUAUAACUUAGCAUCUUCAACUCUGCCACAGUCAGCAGGGAGUCAGCAACCACCACCUCAGCAACCACAACCGCAACCACCGCCACAGCAUACUUACUCCCAGAAGGCACUACUAUAGGAUCCAGGACUUCUGAUUCCUAAUCUUCUUCUAACGCCUGCUAAAAGCAGUUGACAUUGUUAUGAGUUUCUUCCCUUAAUCUCUUAAACUUUGUUUAUCCUCAGCUUAUUAGGAAUCUAUCUUGGUGACGAGUUCAAUUUGCACUGACUUUUUAGGAUUUUUUUUUUUUUAAUUUCGCAGAGGAAUGAAAAUAUCUAGGACAUUUAAUUCCUUUUUAAAACAUCUAAAAUUGGUACAGGAUUAUUUAUGUCUGGUAAAAUUGGCUAGUCUGUGAACACUCAACUUGCAAACUGUUGUGGCAUCUGUUAUUGUACAUAUAGUGUGAUUGCAAUAGUGGCCAUUUUGAAUAGCUAUAGUGAUCAUGUGAAUAUAUUUAACAGUGUUAAAAAAUAAUUUACAUUACUAUUUUAUUUUAAUCAUGUUUCAUAGUUUUACCUAGUUUUAUGAAGGAUGUGAUAUCCUUUUGCAAUAUCUUCAUAUCACUGUUACACUUACAAGCUGAAGUCUUUCAUUUUCCAAUCUUACUGGAGUCUAGUUUUCUUCAAUUGUGCAUUGAACAUAAGUGUAACAUGACUAUUAGCUAGCUUUAUCUACCAAAGUAAACUAGUUAACAUUUUAAACUAUCUGGGGAGGUAACAGCAAAUGAUUCUGCUUUAGAUUUAUAAUAAUUUAAAACAAUUAUGUACAGGCUGCUACACAUAUCAUGGGACCAUAAUACAGAUCAGUAUCUUAAGAUUUAAGAGUACAUCAUUUAUUUUUUCCAUGCUGGCUUUGGGUAACUUGGAUUCUGACCUGUAUCCUAUGUGCAUUGGUGGAGAUAACAUCAAAGACAGAUAAAACAAGUUUGGAGGGGAAUGAAUGGAGUUUUUAAACUGGAACACAAAACACUGCUUACACUACAUCAUUCUGGUCUCUUGCAGUUAUUUAGGACAUUAAAAGUUGUGGACAAGAAAAUGACUCAGCUCAACAAAUUUCAGGACUUUAUUUUGACUCUGGUGGCCUUGUGUAGCAAAUGGUUUUGUUUACUAUUCUUAAACUAAACUCUUCUGCCUUAAGCAAGCAUCUCCUGCCUUUUUUCUAAUUUUAAGUUGUUGGGUUCUUUCCAUUUUUAACCCUUCCAUUAAAAAAAAUAGUUUCUCAUUUCCCUUAAUCAGGCCUAUUCAUAAUUGUCAGUCUUUUUUCCGUUAGUCUCUCUUUCAUUAGUCCCUUGUUCUGGUUACCCUUGAUCUACUUUCUAGCACAUGAGACUUAAUGUAUGCAAUUUAAAUAUAAAAAAGGUAACAAUAACUGAAGGCAGCUUUUUAGAUAUGAUCAAUGCAUCUUUUACAAGUCAUUUCUACUUUUGAUUUUAUAUUAUAUUUCUUUUGAUGAAUCCCAGCAUUCUUUGCCUUGUUUUAAUGGAACCUAUUUCUGUAAUAUACAUGGCGCUAUAGAUGUAAUUGUUUAAUUUAAUAUGUAUUUUCUAUUUCAAUGUGUAGGUUCUCUAGAUUGUCAUGUGUCUCGUGUACACUAUACUACUCUACCAUGACUGUCUAGUACUCCCUCUGAAUCUGUUUCUGUUCUUAUAUUCAUCAUGUCAUUGAUUUCACUGUUAUGUGCAAAUAUCUUGGCUAUGACUGUCACCCACGUCAUUUUCAUAAAUACUAAAUAAGAGUGGUUACAAAACUUGCCCUUUGGUGUUCCAGCUGAUGAUGGUGGUUUCAGCUAAUGGAGCUAGUGUUUUUAACUCUAGCACGUUUCUCUUAUUUUCUUACCAAGACUUUGAUUAUUCCCAUAAGCCUUAACUACUUGAUAUAGCCAUAGAAUGUAAGGAGGAACAAUAAAAUAAUAGCUUAGGAGCUUUGCAUUGGAUAUUAGUUUUUAACACCUUGGAGCGGUUCUUAUUUUUAAGAAGUAGAAGUGAGGAAAAUGAUGCUGUGGUCUGUGCAUGUUUGUUGGACAUCUUCAAAAGGGGAACAAUGAUGGGUUUGGAGAGAAGAAUAGUUUCUUCCUCCCCCUCUGCCUCCCCCCC